UUUUUCCUUCAAAAAAAUUUUUUUUCUUUCCCAUUUAUUUAUUCUUCUUUUUUAUUAUUUUUUUCAUCUCCCAUGGUGUUAUUUUUCUUUUAUUUCCCAUUUUUCUUUUUUUCUCUAACACUCUCUCUUUUUAACAUUCUAUUUCUUCAUUUUUGUCUACCUUCAACACUAUUUUUUAAAAAUAAAAAUAAAAAGGUUUUGUGUAUAUUGAGAGAGAUAAAAGCAAUUUUUGGAAGAAAUACAUACUCUGUGUGGGGUGUUUGUCUCCCUUUCUUUUUUCAGUCAAUUCUCUUUGGUUAG
Molecule: messenger RNA, 300 nt
Organism: Meloidogyne enterolobii
Lineage: Eukaryota; Metazoa; Nematoda; Chromadorea; Rhabditida; Meloidogynidae
Source: the annotation of a GenBank genome assembly